This is a messenger RNA of Mercenaria mercenaria, 3388 nucleotides long. Its product is annotated as T-cell activation inhibitor, mitochondrial-like. Bases 97 to 1539 code for a protein of 480 amino acids. Lineage: Eukaryota; Metazoa; Mollusca; Bivalvia; Venerida; Veneridae. Gene Ontology annotation, cellular component: mitochondrion. The transcript has 9 exons. The record is from RefSeq and is a predicted model, not a curated record.
UUUAGCAGACGCGUUAAAUGAAGAAGAUUGGUCAAAAGUUGAAGGUUAUACGAUCACAAUGAUUUGUUGACAGGACUAACACACCACUUUGUACGAAUGUACAUGAUACGAGCUUUACGGUACAGAUGUUCACAACAAACCAGUUUUGGGCAUGAAGUGUUGGCUGUCUUCAAGCGGUAUUUAAACAGUAGUGAGACAGCGACUGCCCUCCGGCCAUUCUACUUUAUUGUUCAUCCAGAUCUGUUUGGAAGACAUCCUAAAGAAAGAUUGGUAAAUGAACAUUCACUGAAGAUACUACACGAGUAUGUAGCCAACCUGAAAACCCAGCAGUCAUACACAAGAAAGCCAAUAGACUUGGUAUUCUACAUACGAGAUCCAAAUAACCAGAAAAGUUUCAAAGAUAUCAAGAUUUCAUUACAGUCAACUGAUAUCCGCAAGACUGUGUCUACAAUAUUACAGUCAUGUGGUUUACCUCUUGACUAUAUCAACACGGUACCAGUCCAACAGAAAACACGCAGGACAAACCCCGCAGCAAAAUGGUACACUAACUAUGAUGUACCUGAAUGGAAUAGCAGAACUGAACCUAAAUAUAAAGCUCCAGCGCAAAGAAGUUUAAGGAAAUGGUUAGAGGAGAAUUAUGAAAGAGUUCAGAGAUACCAGGAGGCAAGUCGACAGACCCAGAGUGAGAUUGACAGUCUGUGUGAGAGAAUUGUUGCCAGGGUGGGCGUGCAAUCUGUCCGCUGGGAGAACAUCUGGGGAAACAGACACUAUAUAGCUUGUCUUAGAACAUUCAGUCAACUUUCAGAGGGCCAGCCUGCAAGAAUGAGAAAUACAUUACAAGGGAGAACACUUAUUUUUGGUAACGAGACUGGAGUUAACUUACAUGGAGAGAUUGUCCUGGGAAGUGAAGAUGUCACUACAGAAUGGAUAAAUCUUCUGAAGUCUGUACACGCCUAUGACCCAAUGAUAGAACGCUUGCCGAGGAUGGAGCAAGAGCUGUCCCGCCUUCUGAACAAUAUCCAAAUCAUGAGGCGGCAAAAGCGUGAAUUUGUGAUGGCCCAGAAUUAUGAGGUCUUGUUAAACAAGAUGUUGAACUCUUUACGACGUUGUCAACAUGUUGUCGUGAAAGAGUUAGGAGAUCAAGACCUGUCACAUCUCAACCUUGUUGUCGAGUGUGAGUCAGGACCACUUGCAUUAUCCAAUUGUGGACAGUUCUUGAUUCCUGCCUCCAUACCUGGAACCAUUAUGUUGAAGUUUAUUGUUGAAAAUAUUGAGAGGGCAGCUACUUUUCUCAUUGAUGCUAAACUGCAUACCUUCUACAUGGAUCAAAUACUGGAUCAGUGCAAUAACGUUCUAAAUGUAUCUUCUCUUCAACGUGAUGACGCUAUAACACCACAACAGAUGACCAAGUGUUGUCAACGGUUACUGGACAAUCAGCAGCUACUAAACCCGUUACUGCAAGGAACAAGACUGAAGGUUUCCACAUACUAUACUGUGAUGAAAGAUGGGGAAAUUACUAUUCCAUGGAAUUGGAUUUAAGAAGGCCUGACUUUAGAUUAAAUAUGAUACUCAUGCUUCAUAAUCUGCAAGCGUUUACUCAGGCCGAAAUAGCUCUGUUUUGUUUAGGAUAACAAGACUUAAACUUGACUGCCUUAUUAUAGUAUUUUUUCUACAGUUUUGUUCCUUUUUUUUCUUUUUAUUAAGCUACAUAUUUCAGAGCAGUAUCUGCACAAAUUAAUCUCAUUGAAGCUGUUUUUAAAAAAAUACACACACAAAUGUAGCCACAGUAGAUAAAAUAAAAUGAAAGUUCUUUCUUUGAAAAUGUACAAAAAUGUAUGUCCAACAGACAGAAUGUUGUUUGAAAAUGAUGAUAUCCUGAAAAACAUUCUUUAAUGGCUGUUAGCCUUGACUUGGUCAAGUAAAGAAGUUGUUCGAAACUGAUGUCUGAUCAUUUACAUCUUUUAUCUUCAAAGAGCUUUUAUUGCAUGUUAUAUUUUCACUGAAAGUAUGUUUCCUUAUUGCCAAACCAAGAUGAAGGGUUUUUUUUAAUAUUGUAUAUCAGUCUCUAAAUCUUAUGUUAUAGAUGUUGGUACAUUUUCUGUAAUUACAAAAGAUUUAUUAUACAUUUCAGUAUUUCCAAAGGUUUGACUAUGCAUUUUCAGUAAUUGCAAAGGUUUGGCUAUACAAUUUCAGUAACUCUAAAAGUUUGACGACACAUUUUCAGUCAUUCUAAAGGUUUAGCUAUACUAUUUCAGUAGUCCCAAAAGAUUGGUUUUUACAUUUAAGUAAUUUCAGAGCUUUAACUAUACAUUUUCAGAAAUUCCAAAGGUAUAGGCUAACUACACAUUUUUAAGUAAUUACAAACUUUGACCAUGCGUUUUCAGUAAUUCAAAAUUGUAACAGUUUGACUACAUAUUUUCAGUAGUUGUAAAGAUUUGCCUAUGCAUCUUCAGUAAUUCCACAGAUUUGACAACAUUUUCAGUAAUUAUAAAGGUUUGACUGUGCAUCUUCAGUAAAUCCACAGAUUUGACUACAUUUCAGUAAUUCAGAGGUUUGACGACACAUUUUCAGUCAUUGUAACAGUUUGACUACAUUUUCAGUUCACUGUACAUUAUCAUUUGUAUGUAACAGUAUACAUAUUUAGUAUUUCCAAAAUGUUUAACUACAUUUUCAAUAAUUCCAAGUGUUUGACUUUACAUUUUCAGUAGUUUAUAACUGUAUACCUAUUCAGUAAUUACAAAGAAUUUACUUUGUUUUUGAUAAUUUUUAAGAAUUGACCAUACAUGUACAAAAAUCAAAAAGUUUGACUAUAUAAUUAUUAUGUUUUAAUAUUAUAAAUAUUAUAAUGGUUUGACUGUGAAUAUUUUAGUAUAUGUAAUUUCAAAGGUCUGACUACCGGUAUACAUUAGUAUCCAGUAUAUCCAGUAGUUUCUAGGUAUGUGGAAAUUGGAAAGUGAGUACAUGUAUUGAUCUGUGUUUUUCAAACCAUUAUUUCUACUCUCUUGAUACAAAUGUAAGUGUAACAUAUACUAAUGUAUAUCCCAGUAGAUUCCAGAUACUCCAGUUUUCAAAACUGAAUUGUAUGUUUGAUAAUGAUUUAAUAAUUGAUUUCUUCAAGAUAUUUAUAGCACAUUUUCUGUUAUUAAAAGUAAACUGUUUAAUUAAUCAACAAUAUCAGAUAUUUACUUUUAAUCUGGGCAUUUCCUGCUUAUUGUUUAGUUUAAAGCAGAUUUGAUGUUUAAAAAUGUUUAUAUUAUUAGAAAAGAAAUAUUUAAAUGUAUAUAUAGGGCAUAUUUUUUUGUUGUUUAGCAGUGAACAUGUAUUUUUGUCCAUGGAAACUUUGUGUUGGUUUUGCAAUUUUUAUAGAAAUAAAUGUUUUUGUGGUUUA